CCCCCACCCAGGCUCCCGCUGCUAUUUAUAUCGCCACGUUCUUCCCAUUCCUUCCGCAGUAGUUAAUUUCCUUCCUCCACACUCUUUAUCUGCUUUCGUAGAGCCCUAAAUCUGAAGGAAAUAAGAUAAUGGCCGUUUUCGGACCGUUACUGGUUUCGCUUCUUGCCAUGGCUUCUUCUUCAGUUGCAAAUGGAAAUGGCGAAGGAUGGACCAACGCACAUGCCACCUUCUAUGGCGGAAGUGAUGCCUCUGGAACGAUGGGUACGGACGUCUCUGUCUUAACUGCUAAUUUUAUUAUUAUUAUUAUAAUUAUUAUUAUUAUUUGGGGAUGUUGGCGGGCCGCAGGCGGUGCGUGUGGGUACGGGAAUUUAUACAGCCAAGGCUACGGUACAAACACCGCAGCGCUGAGUACAGCUCUGUUCAACAACGGCCUCAGCUGCGGCUCUUGCUACGAGAUCAAGUGCGCCGGCGACCGGCGGUGGUGCCUUCCGGCGACCGUUGUGGUCACCGCCACCAAUUUCUGCCCGCCGAACAACGCCCUGCCCAACGACGCCGGCGGGUGGUGCAACCCUCCUCUCCAACACUUCGAUCUCUCCCAGCCUGUUUUCCAACACAUUGCCCAGUACAGAGCUGGGAUCGUCCCUGUCGUUUUCCGAAGGGUGGCCUGUAAUAGAAAAGGGGGGAUGAGGUUCACGAUCAACGGCCACUCUUACUUCAACCUCGUUCUGAUAACCAACGUCGGCGGCGCCGGCGACGUCCACGCCGUGUCGGUGAAGGGGGCAAAGACCGGGUGGGAGGCGAUGUCGAGAAACUGGGGGCAAAAUUGGCAGAGCAACACCUACCUGAACGGGCAGAGCCUCUCGUUCAAGGUCACAGCCGGCGACGGCAGCACCGUCGUCGCCGAGAACGUUGCUCCGGCGAGCUGGUCCUUCGGACAGACCUUCGCCGGACCUCAAUUCCACUGACGACUCAAACAAAUCUUACAUUCAAUUACUACAGCAAAGGCGAAUAUAUAAAUAUAAAUUUUUAGGAGAUUGCAUGUUUAUAAUAUUGGUGCUUUGGGGGGUCACCAAUACAAUUAUUAAUGGUUGGGGCCACAGUGAUAUUAUUAAGAGUGUGGCUUCUUAAUUAAUUAAUUAAUUAAUUGCUUGGGGUGGUUUAAUUAGGGGACUAAUUUUUGUCGUCCCUAGGCUAGGUAGCUAUAGCUAGUGUGUUGUGUUUUGUUUGUUUGGAUUUUGAAUUGGUUUUUGUAUGAAAUGAGCUUGUCUGUCUGUGUCGUUGAGAGAAUUAGCUGAGGUGGGGUUCAAGUGUUCCCACCCGCUUUCAUAUUUACACUAACUAAUCCUAUAUAUGAUUAUUCUUCUA
This is a messenger RNA of Andrographis paniculata, 1365 nucleotides long. RefSeq names its product expansin-A1-like. NCBI's taxonomy places the organism in Eukaryota, Viridiplantae, Streptophyta, Magnoliopsida, Lamiales, Acanthaceae. The transcript has 3 exons. Gene Ontology annotation, cellular component: extracellular region. Gene Ontology annotation, biological process: plant-type cell wall organization. The coding region runs from base 129 to 965 and encodes 278 amino acids. The record is from RefSeq and is a predicted model, not a curated record.